Molecule: messenger RNA, 632 nt
Organism: Lingula anatina
Lineage: Eukaryota; Metazoa; Brachiopoda; Lingulata; Lingulida; Lingulidae
Source: RefSeq, a predicted model, not a curated record
UCUUCGUUUUUAUGUGAUAAUACAUGAGGUUUUUUAAAGGUCACGUUUUCAAAUUAGGACAACUUGAUUUUUAUUGUAUUAAUAAUCGUUAUGUGCACUCCUUUUGCAGAUAAGAAAAAAAGACUGAAGCCAGGAGCGAUACCAUCCAUAUUUCCAUUUAAUAAUUCGCAAAGUAUCAGAUCCGAUGAAGUGGAGGACGAGUCUCAAGCAAAUGAAGCAGUGGCAGAGAAACAUGAAGACUGCGCUGGAGAGAGCCAAAAAGAAAGUACAGCUUCCCAGUGUGAUAUCACUACACCAUCAUACACAAGAGAAAGCAUCAUGCUGUACCAGAAAAAUGCAAAGGCUGUCCAGUAUCAAACUAGAUUUAGUCAUAUUGAACAUUUCAUGUUGUUUUUCAAUGGCCCGCCUUGGGCCAGCAGCUCACCACUUGAAUUUUAAAUGUUUGUCACCAGGGCCAAUGUUUUUUGAUCAUUAUGAAACUGAGACAAGCCUUUGACGAUUAUUUAGCUCUCGAGCCGUUUUAAGCUAUCGGUAACAAAGGUGUCAGAAAUAAUAAGCACAUGGAUCAACUUUGUUUUUCCAGCUCAGUGAAAUGAACAUUUGGCCAGAACGUGACAUUGUUGUCGACUAUA